AUGCAUGCCGCAACCAUUCUUUCUCUAUUGCCGUUGGUCGAGUACAUAGAGCAGGAUGCUAUCAUCACCAUUAAAGCAACUGAAACGCAGCAGAAUGCAGAUUGGGGACUUGCACGGUUGUCGAGCUCAGGGCCUGGAAGUACCACCUACACUUAUGAUUCAAGUGCAGGUGAAGGCACGUGUGCGUACAUUGUCGACACCGGCAUCGAUAUUGAUCAUCCGGAGUUUGAGGGGCGAGCGGAAUGGCUAGCCAACUAUGCUGAUGAUGGCGACGAUACAGACGGCCAAGGGCAUGGUACACAUGUUGCUGGAACUAUCGGAUCUGUCACAUACGGUGUUGCCAAGAAGACUAAGCUCUUCGCUGUCAAGGUCCUGGAUGCUAAUGGCGAAGGCACCAACUCUGCUGUCAUCGCUGGAAUGGACUUCGUAGCCAGCGAUGCUGAGGGUCAGGAGUGCCCUAAUGGUGUCGUUGUCAAUAUGUCUCUGGGAGGAAGCUACUCUGCCGCAGUCAAUGAGGCAGCGGCAUCGAUCACCGGUGCUGGUUUGUUUCUAGCAGUUGCCGCAGGAAACGAAGCUACGGAUGCAGAAGAGUCUUCGCCCGCGUCUGAAGAGUCAGCAUGCACUGUUGGGGCUACAACUAUCGAUGACGAGCUUGCGGAGUAUUCCAACUUCGGUAGCCUUGUGGAUAUCCUAGCGCCAGGGACUGAUAUUGAGAGCACCUGGCCUGGUGGCGAAACAAACACGAUUUCUGGAACGUCCAUGGCUAGCCCACACAUUGCUGGCCUUGCUGCCUAUCUGCUCGGUCUAGGAACUGUUCCUACUGACCCUGUCGAGCUAUGCAGCUACAUUGCUAAAACAGCCCUUUCUGAUGUUAUCUCCGGCGUUCCAAGCGGCACAGCCAACGUCUUAGCGAACAACGGAAUUGCGGGAAACCCAGGAAACGAAACUAUUCCGACUAAGUUCUACUCCCGUGUCAGGCAUGUGCGAAAGUAA
Phaeoacremonium minimum UCRPA7 is the source of this 993-nucleotide messenger RNA. RefSeq names its product putative proteinase t protein. Gene Ontology annotation, biological process: proteolysis. The coding region runs from base 1 to 993 and encodes 330 amino acids. The transcript has 4 exons. NCBI's taxonomy places the organism in Eukaryota, Fungi, Ascomycota, Sordariomycetes, Togniniales, Togniniaceae. The record is from RefSeq and is a predicted model, not a curated record. Gene Ontology annotation, molecular function: serine-type endopeptidase activity.